UGACUUUUUAUUGAUCUUAAAUUGACUUAUGAUUGUUAAGUAGUUACCACAUUAGAUGCACAGAUGCCACCCCUACACCAACACAUAGCCAUUUAUUUUCACCGCUAAAUCCCAGUAAAAAAUUGUUGUUACUACAUUUUACCGCUAUCUAACGGAAGUUUCCCGGCAAACUGAAAAUCUCAAAUGCGAUGAGAGUAACCAAAGAAACCGCUCAAAGUCGAUAAAAAAGGAAAAAAAAAAUGGUCCAAAAACUUUCAAACUCUCCCGCGUUUUCAUUUACCCCCAAACGGCUCCCUCCCUCAGCCAUGGCGCCAUAUCCAACUUUCCCUUUCUUAACCCAAAUCUGAAAGUCCCUCGCCAUUCCUCUCCAUUUUGCUUUUCACUUCUAAACAAAAUGAGGAAGCAAAGCAGAUCUAAGAAGCCGGAGAAUCUUGGCAAAGGAAAGGUCACUCCAGUCCAAGUCGCAUUCAUCGUUGACCGUUACCUUUCCGAUAACAACUACUCCGAAACUCGAUCCAUUUUCAGAAACGAAGCUUCUUCUCUCAUAUCCAAAUCCCCUGUUCGAGAGGCGCCGAAGAGUUUGUUAAGUUUGGGGGCAAUGUUAGACGAGUACAUUUGCUUGAAAGAGCAAAAAGUGAUAGUAGAGCAGGAAAAGGCUCGUUUGGAGCAAGACAAGUUAAGGGUUCAUUCCCUUUUACAGGGGAUACAAAGUGUAAUGAACGCUUACAAUGCAAGUGUGACUGCACCGGUGCCUAUGCUCUCUCAUGCUACUGCAACUAAAUCGGUAGCCGUGAUUCCUCAUUCAGAUCCAUGUGCUGGGUCUCCUCCAGGCCAUCCUGUGUUUGGUACACCAACUGUUAUUCCAGUAUCUGGUCCUUCCAAUUCCAGAAUGGAACGUGAUAACUACUCUUCACCAGUAACAAGAAAUAAAAGGAGUUCGGAGGCUGUCAAUGAAGCCCCAGCAGCUGCAAAGAAAACUCGUAGCAAAUUAACUUCUAGGAAGUUAACCACCCAAGGAACAGAAAAGCUUCCAGAUUCUGAUAAUAUAAUGAAUAGCCAAGUAGGUGGUCAGCCAAUCUCUGUAAAUGAAUCAUCAACCCUCAAUUGCAAUGCCCAUGAAUCUACGAUGCAUUUAUCUGGUGUUGCCAAGUGUUUGUUCAAUCAGCCACAGCUGUCCCCUCCAACCAAUUCAUCAGGUCCUAAGACACCCCCACAAGCAGUUUCUCCUCGGAGUGAUAAAUCAAUGACUCCACUGGGUAUUUCUUCAACUGCUAAUUGCAGUCACAGCAGUGCUCCUCAAGUGAUCACUCCUACCAACUGCACCAUAAUUUCAACCGAGAAAGUUAGUCCUUUAAAGCAAAUGACAUGUUACACCAUAGAAAGGAACCGUUGCGUCUCUUCUUGUUCGCCAGUUAAGACGUGCUUGAAGAGGCUUGGCAAGAGGGAUUAUGUAAAGGGCAGGCUGGACUUUGAUGGUUCUGAUGCAGCAGUGAAUGUGGACAAACCAAUAAUGAAUGAGACUUCAACAUCUGAGUCUGAAAUGGAUGCAGAUCUCUUUGACCUGGAUUGGCCUAAUUUAGAUGCUUUUGGAGCAAAUUUCUCCUUCUCUGGACUGUUAGUGGAUCUUGAUCUUGGAUGUGAAGGAAUUGGCUACCCUUGCCAACCAACAUCGGGUACUUGUGCAGCUGCUCUUUCAGGGUCAUCUCAUGAAUCAGGGGAUGGCAAUCUGGGGGCUAAUCAAGUUAUGUCAGAGUUUUCAUCUACCAUCACUGGAGUGUUUUCAGAGAAAGACAUGAAUGCACAGGGUGGACCCGACACUGUGACUUCAGUUAAGUCUACAACAAAAUGCAUAAAAAUAUUAAGCCCUGCAAAAGGUCGAAGGAGUUCUUUGGAGCAACAAAAUUGUUCUGCUACGAACUAA
Messenger RNA from Durio zibethinus, 1921 nucleotides. NCBI's taxonomy places the organism in Eukaryota, Viridiplantae, Streptophyta, Magnoliopsida, Malvales, Malvaceae. The record is from RefSeq and is a predicted model, not a curated record.